Zymoseptoria tritici IPO323 is the source of this 802-nucleotide messenger RNA. RefSeq lists its product as uncharacterized. Gene Ontology annotation, biological process: vacuolar proton-transporting V-type ATPase complex assembly. The record is from RefSeq and is a predicted model, not a curated record. The transcript has a single exon. Gene Ontology annotation, cellular component: endoplasmic reticulum membrane. Bases 224 to 793 code for a protein of 189 amino acids. Lineage: Eukaryota; Fungi; Ascomycota; Dothideomycetes; Mycosphaerellales; Mycosphaerellaceae.
ACUCCGCAGGAUCCAGUUCAUUCACCUUCAAAGUCACCGAUCACAUUCCCGAGCAGUCCCCGGAGCUGUCCGGCGGCCUUUGCUUUGCGCGUGAUCAGCUGCCUUCGAAUGACCUGCCACCGCUUGUUGAUAUACACAGCCUGAGCGGGAGAGCAUCGACAAGACACCAUUGCUCAUACACUCAGAGAACUACAGCAUCCAAAAUAUACAUCCUCUCCAAACGAUGGGCGACUUCCUAGCAAACCUCUGGGGCUCUGUCUUCACGCCGGGCACCACACCAACUCUCCUCAUUGCAACAAACGUGACCUUCGCCUCGCUGCAGCUCCUCCUCGGUGGACUCUUGAUAGCAACCUACAGCAUUCACUUCGCGGUGCUGAGCUUCCUCUGCGGCGGCCUCUGGUACAGCAUCAACUGGUUCGCCCGCGAACUUCAACAAGCAAAUAUUGCAGAGCAAGAAGCAGAUCGGCUACGAAAGAGAAAGAAGGCGGAGAAUGAAUGGAGAGCAACGGGAGAAGUUGAAGACAGUGCAGAUGAUGAGGGAGAGGAUACAGAGGUCGAGACUGCGGGGUUGAAGGACAGCAUGGAGAACAUAUCGCCGGAGAAGGUGCCAGCUUGGGCGGAGCAGCAGAUAGCUGAGGCGAGGGCGAAUAAGGGUUUGCAAGCGGAGACAUCGGGUGCACAGGCGAGCACGGGUGCGAGUGAUGCGAGGCUGAGAAGAGGCGAUCAGGGAAAUGUCAGUUCGAGCGAGCUCAGCACGGAUAGCGAGUGGGAGAAGGUGGACAACAGGCAAUGAUGCUGAAAU